UGCGGGCCGGCCGGGUGCAUGGGGCAGGCGAGCCCGCUGCCUGGCUGGCGUCGCAGGGAGCCCGGCGGCGAGCGCCCAGCCCGGCACCAUGAUGAAGUUUCGGUUCCGGAGGCAGGGGCACGACCCCCAGCGGGAGAAGCUCAAGCUGGAUCUCUUCGCCUUCAACAAGACUGUGGAACAUGGGUUCCCCAACCAGCCGAGUUCUCUGGCCUACGACCCCAAGCUGCGAAUUAUGGCUGUUGGCACCAAAUCAGGGGCUGUGAAAAUAUACGGUGCUCCAGGAGUGGAGUUCACUGGCUUACACAAGGAGACUGCCGCCGUCACACAGAUACACUUUUUGCCUGGACAGGGUCGGCUGCUGUCCUUGCUGGAUGACAACACCCUGCACCUGUGGGACAUCGACCAGAAGGAUGGCUACUCGCACUUGGAGGAGACCCGCAGCUUCAUCCUCCCAGGCCGACCAGGGUUCGACAGCACUAACUCUCCUCCCAGCAUUACCCGGGUGACGGUGAUCUUGCUGAAAUCGGCCUGUGAUGUGGCCUGCCUGGGCACAGAAGGGGGUGGCGUGUACUUCCUGGAGCUCUCUGGCUUAACGCUGCUGGAAGAUAAAACCCUGUAUCAAGAGGAGAUCAUGCAGAGCGUGCCAGAUGACUACCGCUGCGGGAAGGCUCUUGGGCCAGUGGAGUCGCUGCAGGAACACCCUCAAGACUCCUCCAAGAUCCUGAUUGGCUAUAGCAGGGGGCUGGUGAUCGUGUGGGACCAAAGCACCAGAAACGUCCAUCACCUCUUCCUGGGCAAUCAGCAGCUGGAGAGCCUUGGCUGGGAGCGAAGUGGCAGGACGGUGGUGAGUUCGCACAGUGAUGGAGGUUACAUGGUGUGGUCCAUCAACAGUAGCUGCCAUAAGACUCUGCAGCCACUCAUGUCAACUAUUCCCUAUGGUCCGUUCCCCUGUAAAGCCAUCAACAAAAUCCUGUGGAGAACCUGUGACUCUGGAAAUCACUUCAUCAUCUUCAGCGGGGGCAUGCCCCGCGCCAGCUACGGGGACCGGCACUGCGUCAGCAUCCUGCAGGGCCAGAGCCUGGUCACCCUGGACUUCACGUCGCGCGUGAUCGACUUCUUCACCGUGCACCACACGGAGCCGGAGGAGGAGUUCGAUAACCCAAGUGCCCUGGUGGUCCUGGUGGAGGAAGAGCUGGUGGUUCUUGACCUACAGACGCCCGGCUGGCCUACGGUUCCUGCCCCCUACCUGGCGCCCCUCCAUUCCUCCGCCAUCACCUGCUCCUAUCACAUCUCCAAUGUCCCCCUGAAGCUGUGGGAGCGGAUCAUCAGCGCUGGAGAGCAGCAGAGUCCCCCGCAUUCUUCUGUGAACUGGCCGAUCAGUGGAGGGAAAAACUUAGCCCAGGAACCCACCCAGAGGGGCCUUCUUCUCACUGGGCACGAGGAUGGCACGGUCCGCUUCUGGGAUGCCUCGGGGGUGUCGCUGCGGCCUCUGUACAAACUGGGCACGGCCAACAUCUUCCAGACGGACUGCGAGCACAGCGACUGCCUCAACCAGGCCAGCGAGGAGGAGUGGCCUCCCUUCCGCAAGGUUGGCUGCUUUGAUCCGUACAGCGACGACCCCCGGCUGGGCAUCCAGAAGAUUGCGCUGUGUAAAUACACGGCCCGGAUGGUGGUGGCUGGGACUGCCGGGCAGGUGCUCGUCAUGGAGCUGAGUGAUGAGAAGUCUAAUCACAUGAUCAGUGUGGCCAUGGUGGACCUGCUGCAGGACCGGGAGGGCUUCACCUGGAAGGGGCACGACCGGCUCACCCCCAAGAACGGCUCCAUCACCUUCAGACCAGGCUUCCAGCCCAGCGUGCUGGUGCAGUGCAUGCCACCGGCUGCCGUCACCGCCGUGACGCUGCACUCCGAGUGGAACCUAGUGGCCUUCGGCACCAGCCAUGGCUUCGGGCUCUUCGACUAUUACCGACGCAACCCGGUGCUGGCCCGGUGCACGCUCCACCCCAACGACUCCCUGGCCAUGGAGGGGCCCCUCUCCCGAGUGAAGUCGCUGAAGAAGUCCCUGCGCCAGUCCUUCCGCAGGAUCCGCAAAAGCCGAGUCUCUGGCAAGAAGAGAGUUGGUGCCAACAGCUCCUCCAGCAAGGUGCAGGAAGCUAAUGCCCAGCUGGCCGAGCAGGCCGGCCCCACCGACGUGGAGAUGACCCCCGUGCAGAGGCGGAUCGAACCCCGGUCAGCUGAUGACUCGCUCUCGGGGGUCGUGCGCUGCCUGUACUUUGCUGAUACCUUUCUCCGCGACGCUGCACACCACGGGCCCACCAUGUGGGCUGGAACCAACUCGGGCUCUGUGUUUGCCUACGCCCUGGAGGUCCCGUCCCAGGAGAAGUUCUCGGAGCGCUCGGUGGAAGCGGUGCUGGGCAAGGAGAUCCAGCUGAUGCACAGGGCACCGGUGGUGUCGAUCGCGGUCCUGGACGGGCGGGGGAACCCUCUCCCAGAGCCCUACGAGGUGUCCCGGGACCUGGCCAAAGCCCCUGACAUGCAGGGCAGCCAUUCUGUGCUCAUCGCCUCGGAGGAGCAGUUCAAGGUGUUCACGCUGCCAAAAGUCAGUGCCAAGACCAAAUUCAAGCUGACGGCCCACGAGGGCUGCCGGGUGCGGAAGGUGGCACUGGUGAGCUUCACCAGCCUGGCGUGCGAGGACUACACGGAGAACUGCCUGGCCUGCCUCACCAACCUGGGGGACAUCCACAUCUUCACGGUGCCCGGCCUGCGGCCGCAGGUGCACUACAACUGCAUCCGCAAGGAGGACAUCAGCGGCAUCGCCUCCUGCGUCUUCACCAAGCAUGGGCAAGGUUUCUACCUGAUCUCGCCUUCCGAGUUCGAGCGAUUCUCCCUGAGCGCCCGGAACAUCACAGAGCCGCUGUGCUCGCUGGAGCUCGUCCGGCUUCGGGGCACCACCUGUCGCAGCCCCAAUUUCACCGAGACACCGAAAAUGACCCAGGCCAAUGGGACUCACAUGCUGCAGGGCUCUGAAGCGAACGGCUCCCCUGGUGAUGGCACCCGGACGCCUGAGGAACCCCAGGCUGCCUUCUCCCCGACGCCCACCGACUCGCCGAGCAGCCCAGAGAGCUCCCUGGACACCACCGGGGACAUCACCGUGGAGGAAGUGAAAGAUUUCCUGGCCUCCUCGGAGGAAGUGGAGAGGAACCUGAGGAACGUGAGCGAGGAGGAGGCCCGCUCUCCUGGGAUCCUGAUUAAAUGAGGGACCAUGCCGGCCCAUCUCUGUGCCUGGAUUCCAUGGACACAAGACUUGACUGAGCCAGGCUGUCAGCUCCGCUUCUCCUCAGAGACCCUCCGCAUAACUUAGACUCGCCUCUUCUCUCUAACAUCCGGCCGGGAAGCUGGAGCGUGACGCUGCCGCCCCCCCGCUCUGCCCCGGUUCGAAGGUUCUCUCUCUCUCUCUGCCGAGCCGAGCCGCCUUCCGCCAGCGGGCCCAGUGCACUGCAACACUACAGCUCUGACCUUGUCCCCCUAAAGCAGAAUCCGCACCUGGGGCAGCGGGGUGGAAUCACUGCUUCCGCCUGGCCUAGACCGGGAGGGACUGCAUCCAGCUCCCAGGACCCAUUGCUGGGGCACAGCAUCGCACGGACACCUGGGGGGAGGGUUUUACACAGUUAUCGUCUCUGGUUUGGGUUGUUUUUUCCCCUCCCCGCCCCCCCUCUGCUGAGCUCCCAGAAGGACUCUGAUCUGGGAUGGGGCAGGGGGGGGGGGGGGAUAGGGACAUUGCUUGGCCUGGGGGGGAGUGUUUACAUGUUUACUCCUCACUCCAGCCGCUCUUUGAAUACUUCUACUUUCCACGGAACCAGCUGGCCUGCUGCAGAUGGUAAGUCCGGGAGGGCUGGCUGGACUCGCCUUAACACCCAUCUGCCCUUUGGGGGCCCUCUCACUCAAUACUG
Messenger RNA from Gopherus flavomarginatus (Mexican gopher tortoise), 3947 nucleotides. RefSeq names its product LLGL scribble cell polarity complex component 1 (gene LLGL1). The record is from RefSeq and is a predicted model, not a curated record. Lineage: Eukaryota; Metazoa; Chordata; Testudines; Testudinidae. The transcript has 23 exons. Gene Ontology annotation, cellular component: plasma membrane; cortical actin cytoskeleton; cytoplasm. Gene Ontology annotation, biological process: cortical actin cytoskeleton organization; regulation of establishment or maintenance of cell polarity; establishment of spindle orientation. Gene Ontology annotation, molecular function: GTPase activator activity; myosin II binding. The coding region runs from base 89 to 3253 and encodes 1054 amino acids.